AUGGGUCAGCUGAAGCACGCAAUUGGCUGGGAUGGGAAGCCUAUAGCAUUCUGGCUCAACGAACUUGGCCUUGCUCAGGUAAUGUAUAGACAAGACCCAUUUGGUCAAGUUGAUCUUGAGGGAUCUCGUGCUGAGAAGUUCCACUCUUGCAAUGAUAGAAACGCCUUAAAUCCAUGUUCAUCCGAUUUGAGUCAUGCUUUGAAAGCGUGCUCAUCUUCUGUAGGUAACCAUUUGCGUUCAGUAGAUUGAAGAUGAAAGUUAUGUGUUCUUUCUGGUUUUCUGUGUUUGAUGGUUUUUUUUUUAAUGUUCAAAUGAUGCUUUUGGAUUGUUGGCUUUGUUGCUUUCUAAUUUUCUAUGAUUAUCAAAUGGUAAUUUUUUUUUUCUUUAAUUGUUGGAUAUUGCUUUCAAACUUUAGUGUUAUGAAUAUUUUUUUUAUGAAAA
This is a messenger RNA of Thlaspi arvense, 441 nucleotides long. Lineage: Eukaryota; Viridiplantae; Streptophyta; Magnoliopsida; Brassicales; Brassicaceae. The record is from the annotation of a GenBank genome assembly.